Messenger RNA from Arabis nemorensis, 291 nucleotides. NCBI's taxonomy places the organism in Eukaryota, Viridiplantae, Streptophyta, Magnoliopsida, Brassicales, Brassicaceae. The record is from the annotation of a GenBank genome assembly.
AUGAGACAGGAAGCAGCUGUUACAUCCUCAGACCGCCAGGAAGCAGCUGCUACAUCCUCAGACCGCCAGGAAGCAGCUAGUACAUCCUCAGACCGUCAGGAAGCAGCUGCUACAUCCUCAGACCGUCAGGUUGGUAUGAAGUCGAAACGUGAAGUGCCAAAUGAAGAAGAUUAUGAUUCCGAAGAAGAGGAGGCUCCUGCUGCAGCAAAUGGAAACUACAAGACGACGUUGAUUGGGAACAAGGCUGAAGCUAGUACUAGUACUAGUACCGUUAAAACCAACAGAAAGUAA